AUGGCUCGCGUGAGUAAUGGGAUGAUCGCAGCACUGAACAUCUUGACCCUUGUGAUGGCGAUUUCUGCCAUUGGGUAUUCCCUUUGGUUUAACGUAAAACCGGAAAAUCCAUGCCAAAAGGUUCUGAAAACGCCUCUACUCGUGGUGGGCGGUGCACUUAUGGUGGUUUCUCUGGCGGGGCUGGUGGGGUCUUGCUGCCGCAUAUCUAUACUAUUAUGGAUGUAUCUAUUUGUGUUGUUUCUACUCAUUAUUUGCCUCAUUUGUUUUACGGUUUUCACCAUAAUCGUAACGAAUAAAGGUGUUGGAAUAGCGUUGUCUCGCAGAGGUGUGGGAGAUCACAGGCUUGGGGACUACUCAGGAUGGCUUCAGAAGUAUGUGAUUAAUGCACAAAAUUGGGAUGAGAUUAAAAGUUGUUUGGUUGACGUCAAAUUAUGCGCAAAUAUUCAUGCUGGAAAGGUCGAAGACUUUUACAAACAUAAUGUAUCCCCUAUUCUGUCGGGUUGUUGCAAGCCACCAAGCUACUGUGGGUUAGAGUUCAAGAACGCAACAUAUUGGACGAUGCCUAAAACAGAUCCAGGAGUGCCCGACCCGGAUUGCAAGACAUGGAGCAACGUCCAGAAAGAGCUUUGCAUUGAAUGUGAUUCGUGCAAAGCGGCUGUUCUCUACAACAUAAAGAGAGAAUGGAGGCUACUCGUUCUCAUCAACAUAUGCAUUCUUGUUGUUGUUGUGUUCGUCUACUCAGUUGGCUGUUGUGCUCUCCGUAACAACCGCAAUGGCUAUGUGAAGCACAGAGGACAUGUGUGA
Molecule: messenger RNA, 804 nt
Organism: Erythranthe guttata (spotted monkey flower)
Lineage: Eukaryota; Viridiplantae; Streptophyta; Magnoliopsida; Lamiales; Phrymaceae
Product: tetraspanin-8
Biological process (GO): auxin-activated signaling pathway
Cellular component (GO): membrane
Source: RefSeq, a predicted model, not a curated record